GUGAUCGCAUUCUUUUACCAUGGCUCUACGUGUUAUUAACAUGGCUCUCCGCCGUCAGCUGGCUGCCCAAUUGCCCCGUACUUCCCAAGUGGGCAGCGUUGCCUCUGUCCACACUUUGGAGAAAAUUGGUAAACGUGAAAUCGUCGGCUACGGAUGGAACGGCACUGCAUGCUAUGUUGACCGUGUCGACUACCCCAUGCCCCCAGUACGUUUCCGCGAGCCCACCAACGAAAUCAACAGCUUGCGCGAAAAGGAGAAGGGAGACUGGAAGAAGUUGAGCGUCGAGGAGAAAAAGGCUUUGUACCGUGCCAGUUUCUGCCAAACUUUGGCCGAACUUAAAGCUCCAUCCGGCGAAUGGAAAUUGCAUUUGGGUAUGGGCUUGUUGUUUGCCAGUGCCGCUAUCUGGGUAGCAAUUCUCAUGAACCUUUUCGUUUAUGAUGAAUUGCCUGCUUCAUUCGAUGAGGAACACCAAAAGGCCCAAUUGAAGCGUAUGCUCGAUUUGGAAAUCAACCCCGUUGCUGGUCUUUCAUCCAAAUGGGACUACGAAAACAAGAGAUGGAAGAACUAAAUUUGCCACUUUGAGUGGAGAAAAUAGUUGUUUCUUUUGUAUAUCUAAGUCGACACCUAAAAUGUUUAGCCCAUUUGUUAUUGUGACUUGAGAU
Musca vetustissima is the source of this 662-nucleotide messenger RNA. RefSeq names its product cytochrome c oxidase subunit 4 isoform 1, mitochondrial (gene COX4). Gene Ontology annotation, biological process: mitochondrial electron transport, cytochrome c to oxygen. Bases 20 to 568 code for a protein of 182 amino acids. Lineage: Eukaryota; Metazoa; Arthropoda; Insecta; Diptera; Muscidae. The transcript is spliced from 2 exons. The record is from RefSeq and is a predicted model, not a curated record.